CCAGAGUGAAGUUAAAGCGCGAGGCGAACGCAGCUCUCCGGAGUCUCUCCGCAGACACUCAGACUGAACUUUACAAAGGGACUCUCUAUCAAAACUACUGCAUAUCAACUCCACUCGAGCACACGAAACAUAGCCUAAUUCAUAUCGUUCGGAAAGAAACACGAAUUGUUGGAUAAAUAAACGCAGGACUGACGGAACACGCUCGGUGCGUUUACCUCCAAUGCGCCGCUGAUGCGCUCGAAGCUGAGCCUGCAGAGAGAGACGGACACGACCAGAGAGGAGACACAAGACAGCGUCCCGUCACACACCCCGGCUUGAAGGGGUGAAUGUAGGCAGCAACAUGAAGCUCUGCCUCCCUCUACUGCUGCCCCUCCUCUUCUACCAACACUUGUGGUCCCUGGCAUUGGCCAACUCCUGUCCGAAGGACUGUACCUGCCAAGCCCAAGACUCCAUAUUCUGCUUUAGCCGCAAAGACACUAAAAUGCCCAGCGAAGUACCCACAACGACUAAGAAUCUCUAUGUGUUCAAGAACGGCAUCGAGUCCCUUUCCCAAGAGGACUUUCUUGAGUUGGAAAGCCUAGAGAUGCUGGAUCUAAGCCAGAACAAGUUGAGCGAACUGCCAGAUCAUGUGUUUGAACCCCUGUCCUCUCUCCACAACCUGGACCUGUCGGCAAACCAGAUCGUACACAUAUCCAAGGACAGCUUUGCUGGACUGGAGCAUCUGGAGAGGUUAUAUCUCUACAGCAACCUCAUAGAGAGCAUCCAUCCUGCUGCUUUUGAUGGCCUACAGCAGCUGCUGGAGCUCAAGCUGCAAGGUAACACACUGACAAUAAUGCCUGCUCUGAAAAUGCCCCAUCUGCUUCUGCUAGACUUACGGUUCAACAGCAUCCCAUCGCCAGGGCCAAAUGACCUCCAGACACCCAAGUUGGAGUCACUGAAACUGGGUGGGCUGGGGCUUAGCAGUCUGGACGAGGAGCUCUUGGGAAGCUUCAAGAACCUCCAUGAGCUCGACAUCUCCAACAACCAGUUAACAACUUUUCCAGGGGUACUGCGGGAGGCAAGGGGCUUGGUUUCUCUGAAUUUGGCUGGGAAUCCCAUGGGACCUGUGAAAUGGGAGGACUUUGAGAAACUCUCAGAGCUACAGGAGCUGGAUAUCAGCAAUCUAAGCUUGCAAGGGUUGCCGGAGACCUUAAACCAGCUCUUUCCUCACUUACAAAGACUGACCGUUGCAGAAAACCCUUUCAACUGCCUCUGCAGUCUGGCUUGGUUUCCUAGUUGGCUGCGAAUCAAGCAAAUUCAAUUGGGUAGGACGGAAGAGACACGCUGCCACUUUCCUCCUUUCAAUUCCGGUAAGGUGCUGGAGAGGCUCUCGCACCGAGAAUUCGGAUGUCCGAUUACCACAACUGUUACGACUCGGACAGUAAAGACCACUGUACCUCCUGCCCCGGUCACCAAUUUACCAAGUACCACUCAUGCAGUCCUCCCUGCCAAACCUAGUGAUAACCCCUCUACGGAAUCCGGCAAUGACCCUCCACCUCCCACCUCAAGUUCUACUAUCGACCCUGACCUAAGAUCAACCUUUUGCCCACCCAAUAUCUGCCUAAAUGGAGGAACAUGUUGGCUGGACAACAAAGGACGUUUGGAGUGCAUUUGUCUACCAGGAACAUUGGGGAGAUACUGUGAAAAAGAGGAAAACCCACAAGCCCAUGAGGACCAUACAGAGGACCCUACUGUACCAGAACCUGAAAUAACAGCAACAUUGGUAACUAGCUCCUCAAUACUCUUAGACCUUCACCGGUACAUUGAUAUGCGCCCCCACAUCCGUGGCGUAAAGUUAACUUACAAGAACCUUUCUGGUCUGGAUAAACGUGCCAAGCAACUCAACAUUCCGCCUAGUUACCCGGAAUACACAAUCCGUGGACUUCAGCAAAACUCUACGUAUUCUGUAUGUGCCAGUCCGUUGGAUGAACCUGGGGAUGUGGACAGAUUAUGCAUAGAAACCCAGACAAUCAGUCAGCAGCUAACUCCCACUGGAGCACAACUGGGGGAUCCGAAGCUCACUACGAUGCUCAUCCCUGCAGUCGCCAUCCUCCUUCUGCUAGUCCUAGUAGCCGUGGCUGUUGGGGUAGCUUGCUACAUGCACAAAAAGAAAUCAAAGGGACACCUGGACUUAGAAUGUGAUCCGUCACAGCUGGAGCUGGAGGGUCUGGAAAAUGGGGAACUACCCCAAAAGCAAGAGAUUAUCUCCUGUCCGUCAACAACACAGAAAGGUGGCUUGGACUACGAGGUGCCCCUCAUGCAGGAUCACUGUACUGCGAACAACAACAAGAACAGUUUGAAACCCUCAUAUUUCUGAUAAUUGCAAAAGGUUUGUGACUUACUUGCAUGCUAAAGCAUGAACAAUACUGCCUUACAAGGUACCACCAUGGACAGUGAGAUCAGCCACCAGGUUCUUUGUAAAGAGACGGUGGCAUUUAGGUGAUUCCUGGUGCAUAUCCUAUAAGGGCAUUUCUGUCAAAAUGACAUCCUCCUAAGUGCCUUUUAUCAUAUGAAAGACUUUACAUGCCAAACUUUCAACCACAGAUUUUGGUGCAUUUUAAAAUGGCUGCCAAUUUUACAAAGGACAUAUGGCUAACUGAAAAAAAAAAAUGUAGAUUAAAUUUUGAUGUGUAGCACCUGUGUGCAACUCUUAGGAGCUGCACUAACUGUGAACCGUAAACCCUACAUGUGAGUGGGUAAUUGAAGAUUAUGGACUUAAGUUACGAGGCUGACUCUUAUGAUGCUUUGUCUAACUGAUACGCAUUGUUUCUUUGUUUUAUAUUUGUACCCUUUUUGUAAAUGUUUUUGUUCAAAUAUGUGACUGUUACCAGGCGGCUGCUCUUCCCCCAUAUCUCGUGACUUAAAAAGCAGACAAAACACAAGAUUAAAAAUUUUGGAGAUUAAAAUUUACUUGUACCACCAAGUGAAUCAAAGGCUUUAGUUUGGAAAUGUCAGACAGUCUAAGCAGUUGAAAGUCUGUCCAGACUUGAAACUAAAUCUCUCCUCUAAGUUGCAGCCACUAUCCCCCUUUGCCCUCAGAAAAAGAGACUAAACUAAGGUUGAACAGGAAGAUGGCUGAUUCAAAAGCAGAUUUAUACACAGUAUGCUCUGUUGCAAACACAAAUUAGGCUCGAAAUAUAUCAUUGAAAGCUACAAACCAGUGGGAUCUUUUAAAUUAUUUAUUUAUGUACUGAAAAAGGGGGUGUUUCCUAGACCAUUCUGCAAAAUUAGAUUUUGCAGUAUUUACAUUACUUGACAGAUAUUUCCAGUCACUUGCAGUCAACACCAUUUUGCCUUAAGACAGGUUUACGUGUUCAAAAACACUAAAGCGUGUGUUUGGAUAGCUUUUAAUAUUAGCAGUCUACCAUAUUUAAACCAGUGUAAAAACACACACUCCAACUCCCAGCUAUCCAGAAUUUACCAUUCACUUGCAAGAUAUAAUGAAAGAGCAUAAAACAACCUAAUAACAAUCCAGUCAGUGAUUGAUGACUCUGUUAAAUUUAAGAAAUGUAAGAAUCUUUAAGUUUACCCAAAACUGCCAAACUCAGAAGAGACAGUGGGAAGCUGUGCUGAUUUACCUCUGUGAGGAAAUGUGUUACUAUUUUAGCACUUGUUCUACAACCUGUCAAAUGGUGUUUCCAAAAAAAAAAAAAAAAGUUAAAAAAAUAAAUUGUUUUAGUGCAUCUGAAACCUUCUGCUUAAAAGGAGGAUUUGCAAUUGAAAAUAUUUUGUUGUUGUUGUUGGAAUAUCCAAACUGGAGAAAAAAAAAAAAAAAAAAUCUCAGCAGUAUGAAGCAUUGAAAAUAUUUGUGAAUAUUUUUGAUAAGAUCUGCCUUUAAUUUUCCCUGUUUAAUUUGGGAAGCUCUUUUUAUACUUUUUUUUUUUUGUCUACAUGGAGACGUGUGUAUAUGUAUGAUAUGUAUUUUCAAAAAGCUGCAAAGAAAAUAAAAAAAUAAUAAUUAAACUACAGUUUCAUAUCCUUUUUUCUCGCUCAAGCUAGCUGGUCUGAUUAACAGCAGAGUCAAUUAGAUUAACUGACGUUGAAGGCAUUUAAUUUGUUUUUGGUAAAAAGAUUUAAUAGACAAAAACAAAUGUUUUUUUCUCUCUCCAGAGGAGUUUGCACACAGAAAGAGAGCACCAGCAUCCUCAACACCAUCUGCAAGCACGCCACCCAAAGCAAACUUUUAUGAGGAAUUUUAGAAUUUGAGUGCCAGGGAAAGGUAAUAGAUUUUCCCUUUAUGGAGAAAGCUUGAGGUAAACAAUUUUAUUAAAAACAAAUGAUCGCCAAAACCAAUAGGUGCCGUUUGGCCUCCAUUUACGUCACUGGACUGAAGCUAAUGAGCAUUGUUUGUUAAUACGCAAAUCCUUAGACUGACCACCCACCUGUUUUACAGGUACAUUUGGAUGGGUUUGCAACAAACGCUCGCACCGCCUCCAAAGUCUGCUUUUCUGCAAGCAUCCAGCUGCAAUCUGUUGUAUAUUAAACCCGUUUAACAACACAAACACAUAAAACAGCCCACCGCUGUCCAGAACUAAUAGCAUUUCCAUUUGUAAUGAGCGCAAUCAUGUCAAACAAUUAAAAACAACAAAAACUCUCACACAGCGAGAGAACAACAGCCAGGGCAUCAGAUGGAGGCAAAUUUGGCCAGAAAGCAUACAAGCACACGUCAGUCACGGGAGAAACAGGCAGGCGUGUGUGUGUGUGUGUGUGUGUGUGUGCGUCUGCUUUCCAGCUUUUCAAUAAAAGGCCUCCUUUAUUCUGUGAUUUUAAGAGAGCUGGUCCUCUGGCCGCGCUCCAAAGCCAGACUCAAACUGAGCGGCUCAAAGGGCCUAUUGUAGACACCCGAGCUGACUUUUUCAAAUUAUCUUCCAAAAAUUCCACAGAAAAUUACUGCUGAGUAAAUAUUGUUCUGCUCCUUUUUUUUUUUUUUUUUUAAGUCAAGCUGCAGAGGUUUCGUUUCCAAACUCAGUUCUUGAGUGAUGACGCCAGGCCUUAACACAGGGCUGUGUGUCUUAUGAAAAGACACAUUUUUGUCCUGGUUUAUGCCUCAUUCUUGCCAUAGAUGCUUUAAUGUUACAGCAAACCUACAGGUACAAACAUGAGCAUGAACCUCAGUCAGAUAGAUGGGAUACAGUUAUAUUGAUAUUCUGGCCGUAUAUAAGCAAUAAGCCCAACAUUAUUUUUUAUCCUGUAACCACAAAAAUACUGUAGCCUAUAUAUUACUUAGGAGAAAAUUUAAAAAAGCAAUAAAAACUCAAAUGAAAAGAUUGCAUGCCACCUUAAGAAUGUAGACAUGAUUACAUUAUAAUGUGCAUUAGGACAGAUAAAUAUAGCUUUUAAAAUUUGCUUUAAAAAAGACUUAAACUGAAUUAUGAAAAAUAAGUUUAGUAAAGGAAUGAUCUAACCUGCUAACCAUCUAACUGUUUUGGGAUGCAACAGAAAAUUGUAAAAUAGGCAGGAAAAAUUAAAUAUUGGAAUAAAUAAAAAACAGAUAACAAUAUGUGACCCUGGACCACAAAACCAGUCUUAAGUGUAAAUUUUUUCGAAAUUGAGAUUUAUACAUCAUCUGAAAUCUGAAAAAUAAGCUUUCCAUUGAUGUAUGGUUUGUUAUGAUCGGACAAUAUUUGGCCGAGAUACAACUAUUUGAAAAUCUGGAAUCUGGAGGAUGCAAAAAAAUCUAAAUAUUGAGAAAAUCGCCUUUAAAGUUGUCCAAAUGAAGUUCUUAGCAAUGCAUAUUACUAAUCAAAAAUUAAGCUAAGUUUUGAUACAUUUACGGUAAGAAAUUUACAAAAUAUCUUCAUGGAA
Molecule: messenger RNA, 5844 nt
Organism: Onychostoma macrolepis
Lineage: Eukaryota; Metazoa; Chordata; Actinopteri; Cypriniformes; Cyprinidae
Gene: vasnb
Product: vasorin b
Exons: 3
Coding region: 341-2356 (671 amino acids)
Cellular component (GO): plasma membrane
Molecular function (GO): protein binding
Source: RefSeq, a predicted model, not a curated record